This is a messenger RNA of Gossypium raimondii (Peruvian cotton), 936 nucleotides long. RefSeq lists its product as uncharacterized. Lineage: Eukaryota; Viridiplantae; Streptophyta; Magnoliopsida; Malvales; Malvaceae. The transcript has 5 exons. Gene Ontology annotation, molecular function: nucleic acid binding. Bases 1 to 936 code for a protein of 311 amino acids. The record is from RefSeq and is a predicted model, not a curated record.
AUGGACUAUUCUCUACAAAAGUUAGCGAAGCUCUACGUUUCUGAGAUUGUAAGACUGCAUGGGGUUCAUGUUUCGAUAAUUUGUUAUGGAGAUCCUCGCGUCACUUCUCCGUUUUGGAAGAAAUUGCACGAGGUUCUGGGUUUGAGAUUGGACUUCAGUACUACGUUCCAUCCUCAGACUGAUGGUCAGACUGAGAAGGUGAUUCAGAUACUGGAGGAUUCACUUCGGAAUUGUGUAAUAGAUUUCCAAGGUGAGUGUCAGGUUUUGGGUCCAGGGUUGGUUUUUGAGACCAAAGGUAAGGUUUCUCUGUGGAAGAAAGUUCUGAGAUUCGGUCGUAAGGGCAAGUUGAGCCCUAGGUUCAUUGGUCCGUAUCAAAUUCUGAAGCAUGUGGGGCCGGUUGCUUAUCAGUUGGAGAUACCUUUAGAGUUAGACCGUAUCCACGAUGUGUUUCACGUCUCGAUGUUGAAGCGAUAUCGGUCUAAUCCAUCUCACAUUAUCUCUUUUAAGGAGAUCGAGAUUAGACUGGAUUUGGCUUUUAAGGAGGAGCUAGUUCAGAUUUUGGAUUGUGAUAUUAAGGUUCUAAGGAGGAAUUUCAUCCCAUUAGUUAAGGUUCUAUGGAGGACUCAUGGCACUGAGAUAGCUACGUGGGAACCUAAGGACUCGAUGCGCCAGCAGUAUCCUCAUCUAUUAACAAAGCCCUAUUCUCCUCCGUCGUUCGAUACCUUGCUGUUUCCGAUCCCUAAAAUCCUUGUCCAAGCUCCAACUGUGACGAAGCGGACAGAUAUUCAACGACACCACCCUAAAGGUGUACAGAGGCCAGCUGGAGUGAAGGUGCACGUGGACCUGGCGCGGCGUGCAUGGGGAUGGUGCGUGCAAGGGAGGAACGGCGCCUGGAUUGUUCCAGAAACCCUAGGGGUUUCUGGAAUUUUGAUGUAA